Molecule: messenger RNA, 3402 nt
Organism: Liolophura sinensis
Lineage: Eukaryota; Metazoa; Mollusca; Polyplacophora; Chitonida; Chitonidae
Product: ubiquitin-conjugating enzyme E2 S-like
Exons: 5
Coding region: 83-694 (203 amino acids)
Source: RefSeq, a predicted model, not a curated record
CGAGAACGUUGAAUUCUUCACUUCCGUUAGUCCUUUGAAAACUGUGUCAGAGAUUGUCAAAAUUUCAAAAACACAACCAAAAAUGUCGAGUUGUUCAAAUGUGGAGAAUGUAUCGCCACAAGUGAUACGUCAGGUUGCAAAAGAACUUUCAGAUUUAGCAGCAGACCCUCCGGAAGGAAUAAAGGUUUUUCCAAAUGAAGAGGACAUCACUGACAUACAAGCUACAAUUGAUGGACCAUCGGGAACGCCAUAUGCAGGUGGUUUGUUCAGAAUGAAGCUAGUACUCGGCAAACGUUUUCCCUCAGAACCCCCCAAAGGCUUCUUCCUCACUAAAAUUUUUCAUCCCAAUGUUGCCAGUAAUGGAGAAAUAUGUGUUAAUACUCUUAAAAAAGAUUGGAAGGCAGAGCUUGGAAUCAAACACAUUUUACUUACAAUCAAAUGUUUACUGAUAGUUCCAAACCCAGAGUCAGCCUUGAAUGAGGAAGCUGGCAAACUGCUGCUGGAGCAGUAUGAAGAUUAUUCCAUGAGAGCAAAGAUAUACACAGAAAUACAUGCAAAACCUCCCAAGGCAGCAUAUGGGGAGGAUGUAUCAGAUAAGGGCAAUGAUGGACCCAUGGCGAAAAAGCAUGCGGGCGACAAAAAGCUGCUAGACAAGAAGAAAAAGGAGAAAAAGAAAGUCCUUAAGAGAUUAUGAAACAAUCUAUUUUCUUCUUGUGUACUGCAUUUGUACAUCAUAUAUGUAUGUCAUAGAAAAAAGAAAAAGGUGCAAAAAAAAAAAACAAAAAAAAAAAACGGCUGGGCUCUGAUGAGGUUGAGAGUACAGGACUGAGCCCUGGCAUCAUUUUCAUGUGUAGCAUUUACAUUGGACUGUCAGAGAUGUCACCUGACACAUGAUCAUACACAUUUUUGUGAGGAGUGGCAAAGGUACAUGGUAUGGCAGAGUGAGUGAGGCAGGCACAUGUUUGUGACAGAGUAAGGAUUAAUUGUAUGAAUGAGGAAUAUUUGUGUUGCUGAGUGAUCGAGGGAGUUGGGCACAGUUUUAUUUGUAAAUGAUAGACUUGUAUGGCCAUGUGAAUGAGGCACAGUUGUGUCACUGAAUGAAUUAGGCGCAAUUGUAUGGCCAUGUGAAUGAAGCACAGUUGUAUGGCCAUGUGAAUGAAGCACAGUUGUAUGGCCAUGUGAGUGAAGCACAGUUGUGUCACAGAAUGAAUUAGGCACAGUUGUAUGGCCAUGUGAGUGAGCCACAGUUGUAUGGCCAUGUGAAUGAAGCACAGUUGUAUGGCCAUGUGAAUGAGGCACAGUUCUAUGGCCAUGUGAGUGAAGCACAGUUGUAUGGCCAUGUGAACAAGGCACAGUUGUAUGGCCAUGUGAAUGAGGCACAGUUGUAUGGCCAUGUGAGUGAGUCACAGUUGUAUGGCCAUGUGAGAGAGUCACAGUUCUAUGGCCAUGUGAACGAUGCACAGUUGUAUGGCCAUGUGAAUGAGGCACAUUUGUAUCACUGAAUGAAUUAGGCACAGUGUAUGGCCAUCUGAGUGAAGCAGUGUUGUAUGGCCAUGUGAAUGAAGCACAGUUGUAUGGCCAUGUGAAUGAGGCACAGUUGUAUGACCAUGUGAAUGAGGCACAGUUGUAUGGCCAUGUGAGUGAGUCAGUUGUAUGGCCAUGUAAACGAGGCACAGUUGUAUGGCCAUGUGAAUGCGGCACAGUUGUAUGACCAUGUGAAUGAGGCACAGUUGUAUGGCCAUGUGAGUGAGUCACAGUUGUAUGGCCAUGUGAACGAGGCACAGCUGUUUGGCCAUGUGAAUGAGGCACAGUUCUAUGGCCAUGUGAAUGAGGUACAGGUGUAUGACCAUGUGAGUGAAGCAGAGUUGUAUGGCCAUGUGAAUGAAGCACAGUUGAUGGCCAUGUGAAUGAGACACAGUUGUAUGGCCAUGUGAAUGAGGCACACUUGUAUCACUGAAUGAAUUAGGUACAGUUGUAUGCCCAUGUGAAUGAGUCACAGUUGUAUGGCCAUGUGAACGAGUCACAGUUGUAUGGCCAUGUGAACGAGGCACAGUUGUAUGGCCACAUGAAUGAGGCACAGUUGUAUGGCCAUGUGAAUGAGGCACAGGUGUAUGACCAUAUGAGUGAGCCACAGUUGUAUGGCCCAUGUGAAUGAAGUGCAGGUGUAUGGCCCAUGUGAAUGAAGUGCAGGUGUAUGGUCGUGUGAAUGAAGCACCAUUGCAUGGCUGAGUGAUUGAAGCAUAAUUGUAUUUUCGAUUUAAGAGUAGCUGGCAUAUGUUCUCACGACAUCAAGAUGGGUACACCACAUCUGCCCCAUGACAGCACAAGCACAUCUUUCUCUUCCAUGGAUGACUUAUCAGAAAUAUCAGUGAAUCCUUCACAGCAGACAAUUUGUAGGCCAUAUGUUGUCUCUAUACAAUGGCUUUCCUGGAUUCCAACAGCUGAUCAGGAAUACUAUCUAGGUACAUGUGUGAGUAGAAACAACAUUCUGGUCUAAUGAACUGGUGACAAGAAGCCUGGUUUCUUCUGUCGCCAGCUGUGUAACCAAUGCUUUUGUCAUUUCCAAGUUAGUGGUAAUAGAGCCUGAUGACCUAGAUAAGGACACCAUGAACUUCACAGUGAUUGGCUAUAUCUAUUGACCACCCCCACACACAUGCAUUAUCUGGUGAUGCCUGUAAGCUAUUGGUGAAGAGCUUGUGCUAUGAUGGCAUGUACUGAACGGAUGUGAAUUACAGCUUUUGAUGUGAAGAUGGGUAUACAGUGUGAAAAGGUAACUUGUGUGCUCAAGCUUUGAAAAGAAGGCUUCAUGAAAAGUGUUACAUCUCUGAACAUUAUCUUCUCGCGGCAUGCUGUAAUUGUUCUCGAAAUCUCACCCUCUCUUAACUUUCUUUUGAUUGGCUGGUCAGAUGUUUUAGACGUUAUUUUUAUGUGUAAUGUAGCUUAGCUCUGUUGAGUGCGAGUUGGUCGAAACCCCAAUGGUUAGACUGACAGGGUACAAAUCACCCUCUCAUGGGAACCUUGGACUGUUUUAAUGUAUAAUUUGUACAGAUUUUUCUAUUUAUUCUAUAACUGUCUGUCCCAGAUGACCUAUGAGGGGGUGUGUUUGUGCUGUCUUAACACUUUUUACUCUUACUUGCCAUGAGUUCUCUAUGGGAGGUGUUCUAAGGCGUCUCUAAAUGUGUAACACACAGGGAACCAGAUUUGCUCAUCCUGUGGAACGUCUUGUCAAGUACAAACAUCUUAAAACUUUUUAAACUGAUCUUAGAUCUGGUAUGUUUUUAAUUCCAGCCACAGAACUCAGCAGGCCUGUUUGUGAAAUGAAAGGGAGUGAGAACAUAUGUUUGUCAGUCUCAUAUACCAUAGUCCUCGUCUAUUGACAACAAAUAAACUGGGGAAUUACAA